This is a messenger RNA of Dovyalis caffra, 375 nucleotides long. The record is from the annotation of a GenBank genome assembly. Lineage: Eukaryota; Viridiplantae; Streptophyta; Magnoliopsida; Malpighiales; Salicaceae.
AUGGGAAAUUUCGGAGGAGCAAUCCGAGCUUUGUUUUAUGGGGAUUCUAUCACUUCUUUGUCUACAGUAAAUGGUCAGAAUGUCCUUGAAAAUCCUAAUGCCCAUCAUGAAGCACCGCAGAUUGAUGCUCGCCAACUUAAAGAAGAAAAUGAAAAGCCUAUUGAGGUCGAUAAAACCAAUGCCGAGGUGGGCUUGGGAGAGAAGAAGUUCUUGCCACCACUUCCAAACAUACCAAUUCCUGGAAUCCCAUUUCCUCAAUUUCCAUUUCCACCUCCAUUUGACAUUCCUAAUGUUCCUCCACUUCCUGACUUCCCUCUGCCUCCCUUCCCUUUCCCUUUCCCUCCCAACCCCUUCUUUCAAUCUCCUCCAGCAUGA